UUUUUUUAAUCUCAAUUCGGACAGUCUUAGGAGAGUUAGGCACCCAAUAAGCUGAAAAACAAAAAAACAACCUUUCUUACUAUUAUCUGAACAAUUUCCAUUCAAAUCACAAAACCAGAAAUCAAAGAGCUCAAAAGAUCAAAUCUUUUUCUUCACACUCUACGAAUAAAAAUCAAAAUUUUUUCCUUUGAAAAAAAUUUAAAUCAAUUUCUUCACCCUUUGAGCUCUGUUUUUCAAGCUAACUUUGCUUUAAAUAAAAGAGCUUUGAAUAAAACUACUCUUUUGCAGCUAAUUUUUCCUUGUAAUAGUUUCUCAUGUAGUUUUUGUGUUCAAAGCUCAGGAAGCUUGAGUGUUGUAGCUCUUUUUCUCUUAAUUUUUUUUUUCCAUCUGGGUUUUCUGUUUCAGGUAUAAUUUCUUGUUCAGUUUUCAAAUUUCGGAACACUGAGCUAUUUUUCGAGUGAUUUAGAUUAGUAAAGUAAAAAUGGGUUUUUGUUAAAAAGCUCAAAAGAUACAAAUUUUGAGGGUUUAAGGUUAACUAUGGAGGGUAGGGAAGGAGUGAAUAGUAGUGGGGUUACAGUGGUGGCAUCAGAUGCUCCGUCAGACUACCAUGUGGCUCCAAGGUCUGAAAACACAACCCAUAACGCCGGAUCAACACCUCCGGCGCCGGUUGCUCCGCCACCGGCGGCGGCUCUGCCGGCGGAUGGGAAACACAACCAUACCGCCGGAUCAACACCCCCGGCGCCGGUUGCUCCGCCACCGGCGGCGGCUCUGCCGGCGGCUGGGUCUUUGCCGAUGAAGAAGAAGAGGGGGAGGCCAAGGAAGUACGGACCAGACGGGAGUGUGACCAUGGCGCUUUCACCAAAGCCGAUAUCGUCCUCUGCGCCGCCUCCGGUGAUCGAUUUCUCGGCGGAGAAGCGCGGGAAAGUGAAGCCGACCAGCUCAGUGAGCAAGACCAAGUAUGAGGUGGAGAAUUUAGGUGAAUGGGUUGCAUGCUCUGUUGGUGCUAAUUUUACACCCCAUAUCAUCACUGUUAAUUCGGGCGAGGAUGUCAUGAUGAAGAUUAUAUCAUUUUCUCAACAAGGUCCUCGAGCUAUAUGUGUGCUUUCUGCAAAUGGUGUUAUAUCAAGUGUGACACUUCGUCAGCCUGAUUCUUCUGGCGGUACAUUGACAUAUGAGGGGCGUUUUGAGAUACUAUCUUUAUCUGGUUCAUUUAUGCCCAAUGAAACUGGAGGGACAAGAAGCAGAUCAGGUGGGAUGAGCGUUUCUUUGGCAAGUCCAGAUGGGCGUGUUGUAGGUGGUGGUGUAGCUGGUCUGUUAGUAGCUGCAAGUCCUGUGCAGGUUGUAGUAGGCAGUUUUCUGUCAGGAAACCAGCAUGAGCAGAAGCCCAAGAAACAGAAACAUGAUUACAUCUCUAAUGCAACGCCAACUAUGGCUGUUCCUAUUUCUAGUGUUGAUCCAAAACCAAACUUCUCAUCUUCGACUUCCUUCCGUGGAGAUAAUUGGUCUUCAUUGCCAUCGGAUCCGAAAACCAAGACUGACAUUAAUGUAUCUUUGCCUGGAGGUGUAAUCUGAAAGAGAAUGCACUUAUAGUUGCAAUAUGAGGUUUCUGACUGACCACAGUGGCAGAUUAAACUCCCAAGUCCCAGCUGUUGGAUCUCACUUCUCCUUGUUUGUUGUCUGUAAACUUGUUGACUACUAGUAUCGUCAUGGGGUUUGCACCCAUUUUAGGUGUUAUUUAAAUUAGCCGCAUAGGUAGGCUUCUAGUGCUGCUUAUGUAGCCUGUUGUGCCCCCUAGAGUAGUUCGAUGAUGUAAUAUUAGCACCAGAAUCCGUCUUUCUUUGGAUUUGAUGUAAUGUGAUUUGGAAGUUGUUUGAGACCUAUUGAUUGACUG
Prunus avium (sweet cherry) is the source of this 1891-nucleotide messenger RNA. RefSeq names its product AT hook motif DNA-binding family protein. Gene Ontology annotation, molecular function: minor groove of adenine-thymine-rich DNA binding. The record is from RefSeq and is a predicted model, not a curated record. Lineage: Eukaryota; Viridiplantae; Streptophyta; Magnoliopsida; Rosales; Rosaceae.